Molecule: messenger RNA, 921 nt
Organism: Penicillium cosmopolitanum
Lineage: Eukaryota; Fungi; Ascomycota; Eurotiomycetes; Eurotiales; Aspergillaceae
Exons: 2
Coding region: 1-921 (306 amino acids)
Biological process (GO): nucleoside metabolic process
Molecular function (GO): catalytic activity
Source: RefSeq, a predicted model, not a curated record
AUGGCCGACCAAGUGGUACGGGCCUGGCCGUCCACUGGAUACGCUGUGAAGUUGGACCACUACGAGUUCGCCAUUAUUUGCGCCCUGCCUCGAGAGCCGCAUCGGGCCUUUCAAUAUUGUCCUAGCUUGCCUACCAGAGAUGGGAAGGAGAGUGCCGCCAGCGCGGCAUCCAGUCUCCAGAUCAGUUUCCCCAGUAUCAGCUUGACGCUGGUAGUCGGGAUAUGCGGUGGGGUUCCUUUCCCGGCGCCGGGUACUGAGUUGAUCUUGGGGGAUGUGGUUAUCAGCCAUCAGGUUCUGAAGUUCGACUUUGGAAGACAAUAUCCUGAUCGGUUCGAGCAGAGGGGUGGUGUACAGGAUACUCUUGAUCGAUCUAACCGCUCCCUUCGAUCGCUCAUAUCCGGUCUCCAGAUCAAAUCGUCCCGAAUUGAGUUUCAGAAAAUGCAUACCCGGUACUUGCAGGACGUUGGAGAAAAGGGAUCUAUUUGGCAAUACCCGGGUGUGGACCAAGAUCGACUAUUUCCAUCGUCUUCCGAUCUAAAAGACACCUCAAAUGCUGCAGAAUCCAUAGAUGAUCUCGUCCAACGGCAUCGCUUAACGGGUGAUAAUCCCAAGCCUCGACUACAUUUCGGUCCUAUCGGCUCUACAGAUACAGUCAUGAAAUCUGCAAAGCACCGCGAUGAUCUGGCUCAAGGGUCACAGCUUGUUGGAUUCGAGAUGGAGGGGUCCGGUGUCUGCAACAAUCUUUCAUGCAUCAUUAUCAAGGGAGUUUGUGAUUACGCGGAUAGUCACAAGACUAAGGUUUGGCAAGACUAUGCUGCGGCAUCAGCUGCAUGUGCUACUAAGUCCUUUCUGGAGUUUCUGGCGACGAAAAAGUGUGAGUGUCGUGGAAGAUAUCCUCUGGAUAAGGAUUUUCAUCGCUGA